CAACUUUGGCGUCGCUUCAGUACGGCAGAGAAAAAAAUCAAAAAUUUUGCAAAAAUCAUUCGAUUGUCAAAUGGCGAGCACUACUGUUGCUUCACGUGCAUCUAUGAAAUGGUCCUCAAGCCAUGAUAUAGCUUUAUCACGAGAAAUCUUGCUAUUUAGACCAUGGAUUCACAGAAGAGGAUCAACUGAAAGAGGCCAAAUUUGGGAAAACAUUGCUAAAUCGCUCAAUGCUUUGGAAAUGCCAAAAUUCCAUGUAUCUCAGAGAUCUGUUCGCGAUCGAUAUCAACUGCUCGAAAAGAAAUACAAAAGAAAACAAUCAGAAGAAGAAAGAGCCAGUGGUAUUUCACCCGAAGAGAGUGAACUUGACGAGGCUAUGGAGGACAUCAUAGCUCAGUUUGAGGAAGCUGAUCAUUUAAAUGAACAACUCACGUUCGAGAAAAAACAGAGAGCUCAGGCAGAAGUUGAAAAGGCUGUAGAAAUGCGUCGCUGCUCAAUGGAAACGUUCAAAGAAACGAAAAAGAGGAAUGGCGAGGAAGAAAAUAACGAGCCAUCUGCUAAAAAGAAGAAAAGGACCAGUGGAUCGGAUGUCAUGCGAUACCUGCGAGAAAAAGGCGAAAUUGAUAUAAAAAUGAAAGCUGAUGAAGUCGAGCUGAGAAGAACGGAAAGUGAACGACAUUACGAACUUAUGCAGGAAGAACUACGCAUUAGAAGGCUUGAAGCUGAACGCCAAAAAGAGCAGAAUGAGCAACAAGUUAUGCAGUUAACUAAUUCCCAAAUGAUGCAACAACAACAGAUGAAACAGCUAUUUGAAGUGACUCAAGGUAUGAUGUUACAGCAGCAGCAGCAAAGUGCUUCUUUUGUAGCGAUAUUUGAAAAGUUUGCAACAAAAUUCAACUAA
This is a messenger RNA of Xenia sp. Carnegie-2017, 898 nucleotides long. RefSeq names its product mitotic spindle assembly checkpoint protein MAD1-like. NCBI's taxonomy places the organism in Eukaryota, Metazoa, Cnidaria, Anthozoa, Malacalcyonacea, Xeniidae. The record is from RefSeq and is a predicted model, not a curated record. The transcript has 2 exons. The coding region runs from base 71 to 898 and encodes 275 amino acids.